AUGACGUUCUGGAACGCUCUAAACUUCCUAGGCUUUCUAUCAAUAGCCAUCUCAGGAAAUGCAGGAUACUCUCAGGCCAGCUUCUUUGAUUCGAUUUCUGGAUUUGCAUUCUGGUUCAGUGGCUUCUUGCUUGCGUUCUACCUGUUUCACGUCAUCGAGAAGUUCUACAAAAUACCGUGGCUGAAAAUUGAGCUGGGGUUCUGCGCACUGUGGACAGUGUUUUACCUCAUCGCCUCUACAAUGGUGGCUGGACUCACAAGCUACUCUGCAGCUCUUGGUGUUGCUGCGUUCUUCGGUUUCUGCGCCAUGGUGGUGUACGGGUAUGAUGCCUGGCUCAAGUACCAAGGUGUAAUGAGUGGACAGCUGGCUCAGGGUGAGCGCCACGUCAGCAAGACGACCAGCACAGUCACCUCUCCUGCGUACUAACCUGCUUCUGUAAGCUCACUCUUCUCUCAGUAACAAUAGUUCUGAGGGGUUCAUUUUUCUUGAAGGCAUGAUAUUUCUAAUUGUUUUUAGUAAUCAGAAUUUGGCCACAGUAAAGAAAAGUGAAUUUGUCAGCACACACGUCAUACAUAUUGUAAAACAAUUUAUAACAGGAAAAGUGUAUUAACGCUGCAUUAGUUGUGCUUGGUUUACAGCAUUGUUGGCCACACGCGGACCUAGAGACUGUGCUUAAAUCCUCUCUGGAAAACACGUGCAAAAGAUUAUUGUUGCUCAUUGAGCAUGAAAAUUUUAUUCACAAAGUGUGUUAAAAAACAGUUAUUAUUUUUUAAAUAAAAAUAAAGUAUAACUUUUUAUAAAUCUGAAAUUAUAAUAUUUUUAAAACUUAGUUGUGAUAAUUGUACAGAAAUUCGCUUUUGAUCAUAUUCACCUAUUAAUAAAGUUAAAUAAUAUAUGUGUAAUUCGUUCAAUAUUAAAAUCAAUAAAAUUCAUAUAAUGUACAAAAAUAUAUGCCUCUGAAAAAGAGCCCAACACAAAUAAAACCCGUCCACUGGCUUCAUGACUUAUUAAAACACAAAAAACACAAUUUUCACUAUUUAUAGUAGGAAAAUGGAGCAAACAUUUCACUACCGUUGGAAUCACUGACCAUGCACUUCUAACACAGGGUUAAAGUUGCAAUUAAUGUCAUGAUUAGUUGUUUUAGUAAUAAAUUAUUGUUCUUUCUAUACUCGUACUACGAUGAAACGAUUUUGUUCUGUUGCCUAAUUAAGUUAGGUAAAUUUAUGUUGAUUUCUACACAAGUAGUCCAAGAUUUAUAUUUUUUGUAAUAGGGUAGGUUUUGUGUGCAAAACAUCACUUUAUAAAACUGUAAUACAACGUUGAUUUAAACACAAUAAUAUUAUUAACUUGUUUAAUUAAGUUUUUUCUAGUAAUGACUUUUGUCACAGUGUUCCCACCAUUGUUAAAAUGUUAACUUUUAAAUUGUUGUCGGAAGUUAGGAAAUACUGCCAAACUGUUCACAAAAUGUGUGUUAAUUUGUUAAAUUGUGUAUAAUUUAUUUGUUACAAUCCAUUGUCCAUUCUGCAUUAGUUAUCAGUGAAUGGAAUUGCUUUGUAUGGAGUACUCAGAAUACAAAACACAAAGGGGAGUAUUGAAAGCCAUUUAAUGCAUUUAUUACAAAGCUUUACAACUGAAUGAAAAUAACUUGCUAAUAAACCGUGUAGUUGAUAUACUUUGUAAUUAUAAUGAGCUUUAUAUUUAUUUUAAGUUACCAUGCUUGUUAAAAAACCUAGUUGCUUGUUUUCUACUAAAAGAAACAUAGGCUAUAUUCUGCAGGUCUGUAAACUUGUUUAUUUAUAGAAUUAAUAGUUAUAAGAUGCAGUUAACUUAAUUGCUUGUAAUAUUUUGGCAUUGAAAGUGAAAUGUAUGUAUUGUAAUUUGAAUAUAUUUUAUUGUAAAUGUUUAUAAUACAGUAACAGGUUUAAUUGAAAUGUUGAAUAAAUUCUUGUAUUUCUGUAGUAUUUAUUUAUGUGUAUAUUAUGUUCAAUCAUUUUAUUGAUUCUAAAUACUUAUUCACUUUGUCAAGUAAAUGACAAAUUAGUUCAUUUAAAUUUUCCAAAAUAACUAUUAUGAAUAAAAUAUCAGUAUCAGUCUCUAUUUUUAUAAUAUUUUACUACACUUUAUAACAUAUUGAAGUGAUGUGUUAAUAAUUAAAUUUCUUAAUGUCUUACUUUAUUUAACGAUUUUUUAUCGGUUUCAUAAAAAUUUUAACUGGCUUUUCUGUAUAUUAACAUUUAACUGUAAAUGCUUAAAAAUUAAUUUUAUCUGUGGACAUAUAAGUGAUAAGUGUGAUACAAAAUGUAUCUUACAUUGAAAGUAAGACAUAAGAAAGUUGGGAAUGGAUUGGACUGUAUGAUAAAUGAAUCUUUUGUGUCAACUUAAAAAUUACAGAUAAUGUACAGAGCUGUUUAUCUACAUAUUAAACUAACAAAGCUAAUAUUAUAUAUUCUUCAUCAAGAAUGUAUUUUUUAUUCAAAAAAUAUUUUCAGUAUACACGUUUUCAAGAACUUAAAUGUUGUCUGAUGUAUACUUAAAGAAGUACCAGGAUUUAUUCAAUAGUGUAAUAUUAUAAAAGACAUCAUGUGUAACAUCGAUGCUUAUUUACAUAGUAACUAUUUAAACUGUAUAAAAUAUUUGUAUAUUGUUUUCUUGUAUAAUAAUGUUGUAUUAGGUUCUAACAAGUUAUCUUGUAAUUAUUUUCUAUUACGUUAUUUUUCUUUUCUCAUUUUGUUUUCUGCGAUCUUGACAUUAUUGAUACACACUGUUGUGUAAGAUCUGAUUUAUUAUAAUUAUCUAAAGUGCUUUUUUUACAAUUCAUUACGAUUUUAGAUAGUUCAAAUAUAGCCUUAAAACAAUUAUGAAUAGUUUGUUAGUACUUUAUUUCCUUUUUUUUAUUGUUCUAGUUUAAUGUGUUAGGUUCAGUUUUUUAUUUUGAGGAGAAUAUAAUUUUGUAUCAUGGGCAGCUUUGGUAUUAUUUUAGAGUGUCAUAUGUUUAUGUAUUUUGUCACAGUGGAUUACCAAUUUAGCCAGAAGACAUGUAUAAGUUAAAGAAUAUCGAUAAUUAAUGUAAGUUAAACAUCGUGUAAGUUUUGGAGAAACCAUGACCAAUUCUAAAGUUACACUGUAGCAAAAAGAUUACAUUGAGGUACAUUAGAGUAAUGAUAUUACCACAAACCACAUUAUUCAUUAUUCAUUAUUGGUAUUGUUAGAGUAGUGAAUGAUAUUUAACCACUUUGUGACUGUGACAUUUAGUUGGUUAUAUAUUUUACCAUUAUAUUUGUUGUGUUAUAUAAAAUGUUAUUGUAUUCAAUUUUUGAUAAACCUGA
Messenger RNA from Homalodisca vitripennis (glassy-winged sharpshooter), 3326 nucleotides. Its product is annotated as CKLF-like MARVEL transmembrane domain-containing protein 4. The transcript is spliced from 4 exons. The record is from RefSeq and is a predicted model, not a curated record. Lineage: Eukaryota; Metazoa; Arthropoda; Insecta; Hemiptera; Cicadellidae. Gene Ontology annotation, cellular component: membrane. The coding region runs from base 1 to 426 and encodes 141 amino acids.